Messenger RNA from Frieseomelitta varia, 1816 nucleotides. RefSeq names its product putative malate dehydrogenase 1B. The coding region runs from base 1 to 1494 and encodes 497 amino acids. The record is from RefSeq and is a predicted model, not a curated record. Gene Ontology annotation, biological process: oxaloacetate metabolic process; tricarboxylic acid cycle; malate metabolic process. The transcript is spliced from 7 exons. NCBI's taxonomy places the organism in Eukaryota, Metazoa, Arthropoda, Insecta, Hymenoptera, Apidae. Gene Ontology annotation, molecular function: L-malate dehydrogenase (NAD+) activity.
AUGACAACAGACAGAUGUUUGAUUGUAAUAGCUGGUAUUUUAGAAGAUUGUACUUUUAAUCAUAUUUGUUUUGUCGCUAAAAAUUUAGCUGCAAUAUUACCAAAUUUUCAUUACAGAAGUAUUAGUAAAAGUUCCGCGAAAUGGGAUUGCUGGUUGAAAGAAACUUGUGAUCUUUAUAAAUGGACUCACACGAAAUCUCCUUUAAUAUGGAGGGAAAUUGGACUUAGUCGAACUCACAUAAAUUAUAUUGGAGGCAGUUUUCAGUUUUGGGAAUUGUUGCAUAAGUAUUAUAACAUUAGUUUGUAUUUAAAUAAAGAAGAACUUGAUGCAUUACAAGCAGACUUAUUACUUGCCCGCAACAUAGAGAGUCAAAGAAGUAAGCCUUUACAGAUACAAGAAAAAUAUCGUCUAAUAAUGAUAAUAGGAUCAGGGAGAUCAAUGUGCCUCGAUCUUGUUCCUCAAUUGUUAAUGACAAAAGAACUCUGGUUAACUCAGGGAAUUGUUAUUAACUUGUAUGACGAACCAGGAUGUUUCUUUAAACUUAAAAGAAUUUUUAAAGACGCAAGAACAACAGGCGCUGGUUUAAAUACAGUAAAUAUUGUAGAAAAUAUCGCCGAUGGAUUAAAAAACUGUGACAUAUUAAUUUACCUUGAUAGUUUAGUACGAGAAGAAUAUGAAGGGACAGAUAAUUGGUUACAACGUAAUUAUAAAACUAUAGCAAAUUUAUGUACACAAAUAAAUGAAUAUGCACCCUCGCAUAUGAAAGUAAUUUUCUGUUCAAGGUGUCUUCCAUGUUUUUAUGCCAAUAUUAUGUUGGAACUUGUUACAAAAUUAUCAAGCACAAACAUUGUAGUUGCUAGUGCCCAUUAUGGUUUAGAACUUAUAUAUACAUUUGUAAGUUCGUUUGGCCUUACCCAACAAAAUUUUGGCUGUCCACCUGUUUGGGGUUUUUUGGGAAUCAGUCACUUUGUAGAUGUUCAUCAUAUGAUUCAAAAGUGUGAUGUAUAUUAUCCAAAUAAGAGAGCUCUAAAUUUAAAUGAGAAUAUGAUACUACCACUUGGAAUUCAACAUUCCGAAUUAAGGUGGUUUUUUUACAUGGCACAUGAUAAAUAUCCUUAUAAAAACUACUUUACACACAAGGCUCUUCUUCGGUAUCAAAUGGGCAGAUCAGAAGAUUUUCCAAAAUGUAGAGCAAUUUGUGAUCUUCUAAAAUUAUGGUACAGUAAGAAAGAAAGCAUUGGGGAUGAAAUUAUAUCAUUGGGAAUUGCGUCUGAUGGUUCAUUUGGUAUCCCAAAAGGAUUAGUAUUUUCACAACCAGUUUAUCUAAAAGAAUGUGAUGAUGGUUUGCGAAUAUGGGUUCCUUUCAAAGAUUUUCCAAUGCCAAACAUGUCACUUUCUAUAUUCCAAAGCCUUAUAGACACUGCUAUUUAUAUUAAGAAGAAAAUAACUGAAUUCAAAAACAGUUUUGAUGCAACAAAUUUUCAACUUAUAUAAAUAUGAUUUUAGUGCUUUAUAUUCACUAAACAAGUCUAUAUUUAUUUUUAAUCACAAAAUCAUAAUUUUAUUGUAUCAAUUAACAUACAUAAAUAGCAGUAAAUUAUACAAAUUUAAUGUAUAGAAUCAAAUUAAUUGUUAUAAUAUACAUUUAUAAUCAAUAAAAUUGCACAUUUUUUUUACAAUUAAUGCUUGACAUUAGAUUAAUUUAAAUAAAAAAUAUUUGUGUUCAUAUGACUUGAAAUAAACAAUAGGAUAUUAAAAUUAAACUUAAUAAAUAUAAAUAUUUUUACAGUGUUAUUAAUGAAUUAUAAGAGUAAUA